Egretta garzetta (little egret) is the source of this 3291-nucleotide messenger RNA. It is a transcript of the gene PHB1, whose product is annotated as prohibitin. Lineage: Eukaryota; Metazoa; Chordata; Aves; Pelecaniformes; Ardeidae. Gene Ontology annotation, cellular component: membrane; mitochondrion. Gene Ontology annotation, biological process: mitochondrion organization. The record is from RefSeq and is a predicted model, not a curated record. Bases 47 to 865 code for a protein of 272 amino acids. The transcript is spliced from 6 exons.
CUUCGCAGGAGGGACUCUUUGAAGGGGCUGGAGCUGGACGUGUGAAAUGGCCGCGAAGGUGUUCGAAAGCAUCGGGAAGCUUGGCCUGGGCUUGGCUGUCGCGGGUGGAGUUGUCAAUUCUGCCCUUUACAACGUUGAUGCGGGUCACAGAGCUGUCAUCUUUGACCGGUUCCGCGGGGUCCAGGACACGGUGGUAGGAGAAGGUACCCACUUCCUCAUCCCCUGGGUACAGAAACCCAUCAUUUUUGACUGCCGCUCUCGCCCCCGCAACAUUCCUGUGAUCACCGGCAGCAAAGAUCUACAGAACGUGAACAUCACGUUGCGUAUCCUGUUCAGACCAGUGACUGCCCAGUUACCGCGGAUUUUCACCAGUAUUGGAGAGGACUACGACGAGCGUGUCCUGCCCUCAAUCACAACCGAAAUCCUCAAGUCUGUUGUGGCUCGCUUUGAUGCGGGAGAGCUGAUCACCCAGAGAGAGCUGGUCUCGAGGCAAGUGAGCGAAGACCUCACGGAGAGAGCAGCCACCUUCGGGCUCAUUCUGGACGAUGUGUCCUUGACCCACCUGACCUUUGGCAAGGAGUUCACGGAGGCGGUCGAAAUGAAGCAAGUGGCCCAGCAAGAAGCAGAGCGAGCCAGAUUCAUCGUGGAAAAGGCGGAACAGCAGAAGAAGGCAGCUGUCAUCUCUGCUGAGGGAGACUCGAAAGCAGCCGAGCUGAUUGCCAACUCCCUGGCCACUGCAGGCGAUGGCUUGAUUGAGCUGCGCAAGCUGGAGGCAGCUGAAGACAUCGCGUACCAGCUCUCACGGUCCCGCAACAUCACCUACCUGCCCUCUGGACAGUCUGUGCUCCUCCAGCUGCCGCAGUGAGCCUGGCUCUGCAGCCAUAGCUAGCCUGGUCACCUCCACCUACCAGAUCAGCCCUUUCCAAAAGAAUCUUUGCAAUUUCCUCGUUGGUAAAAGCAGAGGAAAUUAAAAUUCAACCCAUUUCGAAUUCUUAAUCAAAUAAAACAACACUCUUGACAACGCAUUCCUCCCACCUACGGUCAGAGCUGUGGCUCCGCUGACCAUUGAGCUAGGUUUGAGAAUUGCCCCUUUCCAGGCAGUUUGAGCAACAGGAGCAGAGUUUUCAUCUGCUCACUCCUGGGACGAGCAGGUAGCCCAGGUGACUCCCUGACCACCAGGGUGCUGUAUCAAUCCGGUUUCACAGCAAAGCUUCAGUGCCUUUAGGCUGGCUGAGCCAGGGCCCUUACAGACUUGCAGGUCCUGCACUACGGAACAGGGACGCUCAGGGCUCGCUCUUCAGUCAAGCCAGGCUCUUUUUCGGGUGUCAGCCGAGAGAAAGAGGACAUCUCAGCUGUUAGGACAGUGGCUCUGCUGUGCCUGUGCGAACCAUAGCGCUGCCAGCUGGGGGCACAGAUCGAGUGGGUUGUGGCUGGGGGUCAGAAUAGCAGAGAUUCACUUUAAGUACUAGAUGGAUUUCAGGCACGGGGGAGAAGAUACUUCCUCGGCAGGAAAUACUUCUCAUGUACAUGCUGGAAAUGGGACAUCUCUGCUUCUCCCCCUGCUGCCGCACACUGAUCUGUUUGCUGCCACUUGCCCUGUUGUGCGGCGUUGUUGUUUUCACCAAGAUCAGUACAAGCGGUGGUUGGCCUAUUCCAGAAGGCACCUGGGACAAAGAUGACUCGGUGCUCCGUGGCUCAGGCAGUCGGAGGUGGGCAGAAUUCUCCGUUACAUUAGUGCUCUUUUUAUUUAGGGAACCUGAAUUGUGUGGAGGAUGUGAUGGGUGAGAUUGUAUAACCAGCCUUCAAUAAAUGUUACGGUCCCAAGUGUAGUAUUGUGGGGGUUUUUUUGAUAUCUCAGAACAAUGAAGGUUGGGUCAGUGGAGCAAGACGCCUCAUCCUUGUGCUAGAUUAUGUGGGUAAAAGUCACUUAGCACAGGCAAAUAGGUCUUGCUCUUGACAAUUUAAAAGCUUGCAAUACAAUUCUUAGGCUGAAUUCCUGCAACACGGUAAGGCUGAGAGUACCUUGAGGUUAUUGUGAGGGCUUUUAAUCGCUUUCCAUGCGCAGUUCAGGCUGUUGUUUACUGCAUGUACGUACAUUUUUCCAGGGUGUUCUUCUGAUGCAACACCAUGCUUUCAGAAAGAAAACGGGGGUGUGUUGUACCAGAUGCAGCCUACAGUGAACUUCUAACCUGUGGGCGGCUGUCGGAAGGCAGGGUGCUAGCCUGGCACGCCAUUUACCCCCUCCCUGCAAACAGGGUGCUCGUACCAUGUCUGUUGUGCCGGCACAGCGCAGUCUUAGGUGGGUGUCAUCGCUACCCUGACGGCGUUGAGCCCUCGGGAAAGCUGCUGUGAACAGUGGGCUCGUUUCGAUGCCAGCCACUUUGGGUUGUUGCCUUCGCCUCUGGCGAAGUGGAAAGCCUUGCCUGCUUUUUCUGCUGGGCAGGGUACGCUCUUGCAGUGAUGAGGUGCCUGAGCUUGCAAAAUAUUUUAAGCAGCUGAGCAGUCAGGUCCAUAACUCCCAAAUAAGUUCCAGACCUCUUCCCCCUCCGGUGCUCUUGUGCUUUAGUCUUCUGGUUUACCGCUUCAGACACUUGUAAGGAAGCUUCCACUGUUCUCCCAAGGCUCCCUUUAAAGCCCCCUUAGUGUUUCCUGCAUUUCUCUCCGUUAGUUUCAUGCACCAGGUGUUGGGCUCAAAACAGUGUGUCUGAAAUCCCUUCUCUGCUUCUGUGGCUCUGCGUUGCCUCUCCCUCCAGUUCUGCAUUUUCAGUGGAGUGUGGAGUGUUUCCUGCUGCUUUUGCUGUUAGCCUCUCUGGAGGAGGUGUCGGAGGCUCUAACGGUGACCCCUGGGUCUGAUUAAUCACCAUUUCCUUUGCUUUUGGGUGUAAUUCUUUUUACAAAUGCUCCCUGGCUGUUAACUGCUCCUUUACCCUCGCUCUGCCUCACUUAAUGCCUAAAGCUGCCAUGAACUCAUCAGACUUCAAAGCUGCUCUUGAACCUGAAGCUGUCUCGCUGUGUGCUAGCUGAACCCCUUGUUUAUAUUGUGUUUAUAGCUGCUCUUCGGCCUUGUGUAGCCCACGUGGGCUGUCGAGUUAUCUGGCUCCAGAUGGGAACGGUGACCCCGACAUCGGGACAUGGUCUUGUGUGGACUGCCCAGGGAUACUGGGCGAGGAAACAGCCCUCUGCUUGCGGGAUGGAUGCCGCUCCGAGCUGCGCAGCAGUGAGCGAGCACUGCCUGGCCUCCUCCUGCCAAACUUCUCGGGUACUGGUAGACUUCUUGAUGUAAAAACAAAA